GGUUUGUUGAUGGCGGUCGAGCAGCGAACAUGGAGGUUUAGUCGCUUUCGGGUGUUCGUGGAAAGAAGGGUUUACUGAUCUAGGUUUUAUCUUUUCUGUUUGUUUGUUACAUUUUAUUUUCUUCAACUUGUUGGACUUUAUCAUGGAGAUGAAGAAGAGGAUCAGCCUGGAGCUGCGGAACAGAAAUCCUGCUGAGGUGGUGGAGCUGGUGGUGGACAACUGUCGGUCGUCUGACGGCGAGGUGGAAGGUGUGACGGACGAGUACACGCAGCUGGAGGUCCUCAGCAUGGUGAACGUUGGCCUCGCCUCGCUCUCCAAGCUGCCGUCGCUGCCCAAGCUCAGGAAGCUGGAGGUCAGUGAUAACUCCAUCUCAGCUGGUUUGGACUCGCUGGUGGAGAACUGUCCCGGCCUGACGUACCUGAACCUGAGCGGGAACAAGAUCAAAGAGCUGAGCAGCAUCGAGCCGCUGCAGAACCUGAAGAACCUGAGGAGUUUGGACCUGUACAGCUGCGACGUCUCCUCUCUGGAGGACUACAGGGACGGCGUCUUCAAGCUGCUGCCCCAGCUCACGUUUCUGGACGGGUUCGACCCGGAGGACAACGAGGUUCCCGACUCGGAGGACGAUGAGGAUGAUGAAGCUGGUCCACUAGGAGACGACGACGAUGAUGAAGAGGAGGAGGGUUCUGAUGCAGAUGAGGACGAGGUGGGCCUGUCCUACCUGAUGAAGGAGGGGAUCCAGGAUGAAGAGGAUGAUGGAGAUUAUGUUGAGGAUGAGGAGGAUGAUGAUGAUGAAGAGGACGAUGAAGAGGACGGCGCCGCUGUUCAGGGCGAGAAGAGGAAGAGGGACGCAGAUGAUGAAGGAGACGAUGAUGAUGACGAGUAAAGGACUGUCCUGGCUCCGCCCACACUGACUAACCCCUCCCCCUGAGUUGGGCGGGGCCCUGGAGCCGCAGACAGACAGGAAGUCUCAGGUUUCACUGCAGUAACCGGGUCCAGGUGCCCGGCCCGGUUCUUCCCAGGUCACCACAGAGAUCUACUGCAGGAGCGCUGACAGAACCUUCACUGGGCUCCAGAUUGGUUCUGGUUCUGUCUGUGGUUCUGACAAGGUUUCAGUUCUGUAGUCUCCCAGUAAACCCAGUUCCUACAUUACCCAAGAUCCUCAGCAGCUGCUCCACCCUUCAGGUUCUGCUCUCUGAUUGGACGCCUUCAGUUUUAGCCCCGCCCCUCCCAGCUGUCUGCGGCUCCUGCUGGUCUCUGGUCUGUAAAUGGAACGGGUCCCUGUAGGUUCUGUGGUCUCUGCAGUAUUUUAUUUUUUUAUUCCUGUUUUCUGACGGUGUUGGUGUAACCCGAGUGUUUUUCAAUAAAACCCCUGAAACGUUCA
Messenger RNA from Nematolebias whitei (Rio pearlfish), 1381 nucleotides. Its product is annotated as acidic leucine-rich nuclear phosphoprotein 32 family member E. The transcript has 7 exons. Gene Ontology annotation, biological process: regulation of apoptotic process. The record is from RefSeq and is a predicted model, not a curated record. Gene Ontology annotation, cellular component: nucleus. The coding region runs from base 143 to 883 and encodes 246 amino acids. Gene Ontology annotation, molecular function: histone binding; phosphatase inhibitor activity. Lineage: Eukaryota; Metazoa; Chordata; Actinopteri; Cyprinodontiformes; Rivulidae.